AUGGGCCAACGGCGAAUGCGAAGCGGGAGCGGUGUCACGGUCAAACGAGAGCAGACCAAUCCACCGCAAACCCAGUAUUCCGAUGACGUCGGAAAGGAAUGCCCCAUAUGCCAUGAGUGCGUCGGUUCACGCAGUCCCGAGGGCAUACGAGAAACCUGGAGCAUGCUACCGUGCGGUCAUCACUUUGGGAGUCAUUGCAUCAAGCGGUAUCUCGGCAUCUCGGCCGAUGAUGAGCCGCUAUGCCCCUUGUGCCGCGAUAGAGCCUAUCACGAGGCGUGCGGCCAUCCCGUUCUGCCCUUCAUGCUCACAUCCGACGGCACACAUCCGGACCUCGUCAUCGAUGACGUCUCUGGAAAGGUCCGUCCUCGGAACGGGGAGGACUUCCUAGAAUUGGCCUGCGAUUACUGUCAGGAUACAGAGGAACAGUGGAGGCGACUAGCCGAGGCUGGGUUGCACCCUAGAUGGAAGAGACAGGUGCGCUGGCUGUGGGGACGCCUGCCCUUCACUCGAGAGCGGGCUGCCGAACCCUCCGCGUCUGUUGCCGACCAAAACCGACACUCUACUGAUCGCAGUCGUCGUGAGAGGAUUCGAAACCAGCAGAAUGGAGGGCCCUGGGAGGGCCCGUGGAUGGACGUCCGGUCUCGGGAUCCUGACUGGGAGGAGUGGUGGAAGAAGCAGGCGCCCUACGGGGUAUAA
Messenger RNA from Chaetomium strumarium, 696 nucleotides. RefSeq lists its product as uncharacterized. The transcript has a single exon. Bases 1 to 696 code for a protein of 231 amino acids. The record is from RefSeq and is a predicted model, not a curated record. Lineage: Eukaryota; Fungi; Ascomycota; Sordariomycetes; Sordariales; Chaetomiaceae.